UUUCAUGCGGUGUUUUUUAGCGUAUUACGUCCAGCCAGCUAAAUGGCAGUUCUACGAGGGUGGAGAUUCGUCGGCUUCGUCUCCUGCAUCUUUGGAGCCGUGGGACUAACGCUUUACCCGGUGAUUGUGGACCCGAUGCUGAACACCGAGAAAUACAAAACCCUGCAGGAAUACAGCAAGAUAAAGAGAGAUGAGCUGCAGCAUAUUAAAAGGCAGUAAAACCCCCGAAUAUAAUAAUCUAAUUAUACCCUUUAAACCCCAAACAUGUGUAGUUUCGUUUAGAUGAUACCCUACUAAAAUGUACAUACUCUGGGCUCUCCGAAAAUACAAAAUAGGCUGAUUGUCAUAUAACGC
This is a messenger RNA of Drosophila biarmipes, 354 nucleotides long. RefSeq lists its product as uncharacterized. Gene Ontology annotation, biological process: mitochondrial respiratory chain complex IV assembly. The record is from RefSeq and is a predicted model, not a curated record. Bases 43 to 219 code for a protein of 58 amino acids. Lineage: Eukaryota; Metazoa; Arthropoda; Insecta; Diptera; Drosophilidae. Gene Ontology annotation, cellular component: mitochondrial inner membrane. The transcript is spliced from 2 exons.